Fraxinus pennsylvanica is the source of this 2451-nucleotide messenger RNA. The record is from the annotation of a GenBank genome assembly. Lineage: Eukaryota; Viridiplantae; Streptophyta; Magnoliopsida; Lamiales; Oleaceae.
AUGACUUCAUCGUCCUCUACCUCCUCCUUUCCUUCACCGCCCAAAGACGUUAUCGUCAAAAUCAACGGCCAGGAUUCCUUCAAGGAACCAACUAAAACUAGCGAGAAUACUAGGACUACUACUAAUGCCGGUAGAAUGUGGAGGGAUUCUAGCUACGAUUUCUCAAACGACGUCGUUAUGAGAGCUGCCGCGAACAACGAGAAUUUCGAUUUCAUAACCGAGUCUCCCUUAUCUCGUAUAGCGGAGAGUCCGAGUACCAACUAUGGCCAGAUGACGCCGAGGGAGGUCCGGGUUCCGUUUAACGACAACGCGGCGGAGACGGUUCGAGGCCUAAACCGCAGGUCCAACGCUGAACAGGAGGAGGUUCUAGUAUGCAGCUCCAACUCAUCUUUCCGGAGAAAAUCUAGUUUGCUUAGAACCAAAACUAAAUCCCGAUUACUAGACCCACCGGCGAACAAUCAGAAAUCCCAAAAUCAGAGAAAUACAAAAUCUCAGUUUUUAGAUAAAGGAAGUGAAAUAGAUGAAGACGACCCGUUUCUAGAUGAAGAUUUUCCGGAUGAUUACAAGAAAAUGAAGUUCAGUGCACUUUCGAUUCUUCAACUGGUGAGCUUGAUUCUGAUUGUCGCAGCUUUAGUUUGUAGUUUAACCAUUAAUCCUUUGAAGAACAAGGAAAUUUUCGAAUUGCAAUUAUGGAAAUGGGAAUUGAUGGUUUUGGUUUUGAUUUCUGGAAGAUUGGUAUCAGGGUGGGGGAUUAGAAUUGUUGUGUUCUUCUUUGAGAGGAAUUUUUUGCUGCGUAAACGGGUUUUGUAUUUUGUUUACGGGUUGAGAAAUGCGGUGCAGAACUGUAUAUGGUUGGCUCUAGUUUUGAUUUCUUGGCAAUGCAUUUUCGAUAAGAAGGUUGAGAGACUUACGGAUGGGAAUGUUUUACCUUAUGUGACUAAGAUUUGGGUGUGUCUCUUGGUUGGGACAUUGAUUUGGUUGUUCAAGACCCUGCUCGUGAAGAUUUUAGCAUCCUCGUUUCACGUCAGCACGUUUUUUGAUCGGAUUCAGGAAUCUUUGUUUAAUCAGUAUGUCAUUGAGACACUGUCUGGUCCACCAUUGAUAGAGAUUCAGCACGAGCAAGAAGAGGAGGAGAAGGUGAUAGCUGAGGUUCAGAAGCUUCAGAGUGCUGGGGUGAAUAUCCCAGCUGAUCUUAAGGCAAACGUGUUUCCCAAAAUUGGGAAAGUGUUAGGGACGCCCCGGAAGAGUCCCAUGGCUACAGGUGCAAAGAGUCCUGUGUUUUCUCGGAUCACAUCAAAGAAGGAAGAUGAGGCUGGUAUAACAAUUGAUCAUUUGCAUAGGCUGAAUCAGAAGAAUAUUUCGGCUUGGAAUAUGAAGAGGCUGACUAAUAUUGUUCGGAAAGGUGUAUUAUCGACUCUGGACGAGCAAAUACAGGGCUCAACUGAUGAGGAUGAGUCAGCCGUGCAGAUCACUAGUGAAAAACAGGCUAAAGCUGCGGCCAAGAAGAUCUUAAACAAUGUGGCGAAGACUGGAUCAAAAUUCAUUUACCUGGAGGAUUUGAUGCGCUUUAUGAGAGAGGAUGAGGCUUUGAAGGCCAUGCGCCUCUUUGAAGGAGCAAACGAAAACAAGGGGAUAAGCAAACGAGCUCUUAAAAAUUGGGUGGUCAAUGCAUUUAGAGAGAGGCGAGCCCUAGCUUUGUCUUUGAAUGACACGAAAACUGCCGUCAACAAAUUGCACCAAAUACUGAAUGUCCUUGUGGGAGUGAUAAUAGUUGUCAUCUGGCUCCUUUUACUCAAAGUUGCAACUACGCAUUUCUUUAUCUUCUUAAGCUCUCAGCUUCUUUUGGUUGUGUUCGUGUUCGGGAACACGUGCAAGACAAUGUUUGAGGCUAUUAUUUUCUUAUUUGUGAUGCAUCCGUUUGAUGUAGGUGACCGUGUUGAAAUUGAUGAAGUUCAGAUGGUAGUCGAAGAGAUGAACAUAUUGACAACGGUUUUUCUGAGGUUUGAUAACCAAAAGAUUUUUUAUCCAAACAGUGUUUUAUCCACAAAGUUCAUCGGUAAUUACUAUCGCAGUCCAGAUAUGGGUGAUGCAAUUGAUUUUGUUAUCCACAUUUCAACUCAGGGGGAAAAGAUUGCAAUGAUGAAGGAGAGAAUAACAAGAUAUGUUGAAAGGAGGAGCGAUCAUUGGUAUUCGUCUCCACUGAUAGUCAUAAGAGACGUGGAGGACAUGAACAAGUUGAAAUGGACAAUUUGGCCUUUUCACACGAUAAAUCAUCAGGAUAUGGGUGAGAGGUGGUCAAGGAGAGCCCUUCUGGUUGAAGAGAUGGUUAAAAUUUUUCGUGAUCUUGAUAUUGAGUAUCGAUUGCUGCCUCAUGACGUAAAUGUACGUAACAUGCCACCUUUGACAUCGACCAGGCUUCCAUCUACUUGGACCACAUGCGCUCCUUGUUGA